Molecule: messenger RNA, 609 nt
Organism: Prunus armeniaca (apricot)
Lineage: Eukaryota; Viridiplantae; Streptophyta; Magnoliopsida; Rosales; Rosaceae
Source: the annotation of a GenBank genome assembly
AUGCCAAAAUCAGCAGAAAGUGUCCUCCACCUCAACCCUCUUCCCCCGCCACCUCCACCACAAGUUCUCAUGCCUUCUCCCUCAGAAACCCACAACAACAACAACAGCUUUGCUGUUGCAGAAAACUUGAGAUUCUCCAUGGAAGAGCUCUCCUACCCUCAUCAACAAGAUCAUCAUGUUGUCAUGGAAAUUGAACUCCAAAAUGAACUCGGGUUCAAUCCAUACAGCACCAAUACUGACCAGAACAACAACAACAUCCAUUUGGUUUCCUUUGAGCAACAAACCAAUUGGGACAAUAUUCAUGGUGUCCAUGAUCAGAUGCAGCAACAAUUGCAAGAUGGUGCUAAUGGUGCAUACCCACCAACACCUGACCUUCUCAACCUUUUCAGCUUACCUAGAUGCUCACCCUCCUCUGUUCUCCAAAACUCGUCCAUUACCUUCACAAACCCCAACCCGAAAAGCUCGAAUUUUCCGAACUCUUUGGGGUUCCUCGGAGAUGUCCAUGGUGGGAUUGACACCCCGCCAGGGACAGCGAGUUCGGUUGUCUAUGACCCACUUUUCCAUUUGAACCUGCCUCCACAGCCACCAUUGUUCAGGGAAUUGCUUUAG